CGCACACCUUCUGCCCUCCUUCCUUUUCACACGCUCUUCUUCCCUUUGUCUGUCUCAAAACCAAACCAGAAAUCAGAUUAUAAAUUCAUUACAGCCGUCGACUCUUUCUUCCCCAAUUCAUCAUAGUUUCUCUCCUUCUCUUUCAUUUAUUCUUGGAGCCUCCUUCCUUCCUUCCUUCCUUCCAAGUGACUAUAACCUUAAAAAUUUGGCCUUUACUAACUUGGCGAUGGUGGGUGAGAGACAAACCUCGAUUUUACUCGAGCUGUCAGCAACUGACAAUCUCGACGGCUUCAAAACAGCAGUUGAAGUUCAGGGUUAUGAUGUAGAUGAGGCCAGUUUGUGGUACGGAAGAAGAAUCGGGUCGAUGAUGAUGGGUCUCGAAGAGAGGACUCCUCUCUUGAUUGCUUCCCUCUAUGGGAGCUUUCGCAUCUUGAAUUAUAUUCUCAAGACUUUGAAAGUCGAUGCCAAUAGGGCUUGUGGGUCUGAUGGAGCAACCGCCCUCCAUUUUGCGGCCGCCAGUGGGAUGGAUUCAUCCGCCGAGGUUGUUCAGCUCUUGAUCGACGCCAUGGCUGACGUCAACGCACUUGAUGUUAACGGUAACCGCCCGUGCGACUUGAUUCCUCCUCGGUUGAAGAGUUCGAACCAUUUGAAGAGGAAGAAAUUGGAGAUACUGUUGAAAAGGUAUCACAAUAAUAACGACGACGACGGCAGUGUAAUUGAAGAGGUUAAUGAGAAGGAAAAGGAGAAACCUCAAAUGGUUAAUAAAGAGUAUUCAAUUGACGUGCCCUUGCCGGAUAUUAACAUUGGUCUUUACAGCACAGAUGAAUUCAGGAUGUAUUCGUUUAAGGUGAAGCCAUGUUCGAGGGCCUACUCUCACGAUUGGACCGAGUGUCCUUUCGUUCACCCGGGGGAGAACGCUAGAAGACGCGAUCCAAGGAAGUACCAAUACACUUGCGUCCCUUGCCCUGAAUUCCGCAAAGGAAAUUGCCCCAAGAACGACAAUUGCGAGUACGCUCACGGCGUUUUCGAGUCUUGGCUUCACCCUGCCCAAUAUCGAACCAGGCUAUGCAAAGACGAGACGGGUUGUCUUCGUAAGGUCUGCUUUUUCGCUCACAAACACGAUGAGCUUCGUCCUUUGUACGCUUCGACCGGAUCGGCUCUCCCUUCGCCUAAAUCGCUCUCCACCGGUCCAAUCUCUUUGGAUAUGACACCGCCGAUGUCCCCCUUGGGUUCUUCCUCGUCAUGCACAUCAUCGCCCAUGUGGGCUAACAAACCCAACAUCACUCCUCCCCCGGCUUUGCAACUACCCGGAAGCAGAUUGAAAACCGCUCUUCACGCUCGAGACUUGGAGAUGGAGUUGGAACUCGAAUUACUCGGGUUGGAGAACCUCCGUAAUCAGAACCAAAGACAACAACAACAAUUGUUCGACGAGAUGUCCGGUCUUUCUUCUCCAUACGGUAGGAUGAACGAAUUGAAGCCUACUAAUCUCGAAGGGGUUUUCGGUUUAUCAUCUCCUAGGUUAUCAACAUCCACAACGCCCACAACCCAACUCCAAAUGAACUCUCUCCGAUCGAGCUACCCCGCCGCCAAUCACUCGUCUUCCCCUUACGGGUUCGAUUCCUCCUCCGGCGGUGCUAUGGCAGCGGCGGCCAUGAUGAAUUCGAGGUCGGCAUCUUUCGCAAAGAGAAGCCAGAGCUUCAUAGAUCGAGGAGCCGUGAACAGCAUGAGCCGUCCGGGGGUCAGCCUUGGGUUCACCGCGGCUGCUAAUUCAGCUGGGUUGUUUCCAUCAAAGCAGCAUAACAAUACAGAGUGGGGAUCUCCGGAUGGAAAAUUGGAGUGGGGAUUUAUGAAUAAGGGCGAGGAUAUGAACAAGCUGAAGAAGUCUGCUUCUUUUGGAUACAGAGGUGGGAUGAACAACAACAGGACGACAAUGGCGCCUUCAACGGUGAACGAACCGGACGUGUCUUGGGUUCAUUCGCUGGUGAAAGACGCUUCGGGCAAUGAAGCAGCAGCAGCUUCGGCGGGUUUGUAUAAUUCCACCAAGCAUGAACUCAUCCCUCCAUGGGUGGAACAAUUGUACAUAGAGCAGGAGCAGGUUUCUGCUUAAGCCAUUCAAUAAUUUUUUUAUUCUUUUCUUUUUAUUAUUAUUUUAAUUCAAAUUAGCCCUUAUAAGUCGGGCUGCCCCUCUGCCCUUAUAAGAUAUAGUAGAUUAUGUAAGGACAAAUGCAAGAAAAUUGACUGAGCUGAUUAUUAUUAUUAUUAUAUGUUGUUUAAUUAUUAUUAUUGAGAAAAGGAGAAGGAAAAAGACAAAUAAAAGUGGAAUUUGUGCUCA
This is a messenger RNA of Impatiens glandulifera, 2332 nucleotides long. RefSeq names its product zinc finger CCCH domain-containing protein 47. The transcript has 2 exons. The record is from RefSeq and is a predicted model, not a curated record. Gene Ontology annotation, molecular function: metal ion binding; protein binding. NCBI's taxonomy places the organism in Eukaryota, Viridiplantae, Streptophyta, Magnoliopsida, Ericales, Balsaminaceae. Bases 227 to 2107 code for a protein of 626 amino acids.